Molecule: messenger RNA, 2310 nt
Organism: Scomber scombrus (Atlantic mackerel)
Lineage: Eukaryota; Metazoa; Chordata; Actinopteri; Scombriformes; Scombridae
Gene: hmg20a
Product: high mobility group 20A
Exons: 8
Coding region: 96-965 (289 amino acids)
Biological process (GO): regulation of gene expression
Cellular component (GO): nucleus
Source: RefSeq, a predicted model, not a curated record
GGCUGCUCGUAUUGUUUUGAUUAAGAAAACAAUCAUUUGGACAGGUACAGCUACGGAUUACAGUAUAUAAGAUCUCUCGUGUAGAUUUAGAAGUCAUGGACGAGCAGACGGGAUCUCCUGCAGCCAAUCCCGACAACGACAGCCAGAGAAAUGGAGAUGAGAAGCCUCGACGUGGCAGCUGGCCCAAGGGGAGGAAGAGGAAGAAGCCAAUGAAGGACAGCAACGCACCCAAAGCCCCCUUAACGGGUUACGUCCGCUUCAUGAAUGACAGACGGGAGCAGCUACGGGCAGAGCGUCCAGACGUACCGUUCCCAGAGAUUACGAGGAUGCUGGGCAACGAGUGGAGCAAGCUGCCCCCAGAGGGGAAGCAGCGAUACCUGGACGAGGCGGAGCGAGACAAGGAGCGCUACAUGCGGGAGCUGGAAAAGUACCAGAAGACAGAGGCCUACAAACAUUUCACCAGAAAGGUCCAAGAGAAGCAGAAGGGCAAGCGACACAGGGGAGAUGUUGGGCACCAGGUAGCGAAUGAGGCUCUUCACGAGAAGGAUGCAGAGGGGAAGGACAGAACUGUGUUUGACAUCCCAAUCUUCACAGAAGAGUUUCUCAACCACAGCAAAGCACGUGAGGCCGAGAUGCGGCAGCUGCGUAAGACCAACAUGGAGUACGAGGAGCGCAACGCAGCCCUGCAAAAGCACGUGGAGAGUAUGCGUGGGGCGGUGGAGCGGCUGGAAGGCGACGUGAUGCAAGAGAGGGGACGCAACGGGCUCCUCCACCAACACCUGGAGACCCUGCGUCAAGCGCUCACCUCCAGCUUCAGUUCUGUACCUCUGCCAGGCAGUUUUCAUCUCCCAAGGUCAUUCCACUUGCCUCCAUUUUAUGUGAGGAAAACUCUUGAUUUUCAUCUUUAUUGGAUCAAAGUGAAACAACCUUUUGAUUCGUUCUGUUUUUGUAUUUUAUUUCUUUAAUUAAAAUAAGAUAAAUGACUCCACACUAUCCUGGAUGACUUAUUAAUAUGGGCAUUUCUGCAACCUCCUAAGUUUGUUAGAUAUUUUGCCGAUAAAGACUUCCUGUCUCAUCCAUUACGACAGUUUAGACUGGGACCAUCAGUUUUGGGGAACUUAAAUAAAAAGGAAAUUAAAUUAAAAAGGAUUUUAUUAUUUUAAAUCAACACACUACUGUGUUUAAAAAUAAAAUGUCUUUUCUUUUAUAUCUGACAGUAUGCGUGGAGCUUUUGGGCCAAAGUUUCUGAUACUGAUCGAUGCACAUGAUAAACUGGUAUUGAUCUGAUACCUCACACCAGUAAUCCAUGCCAGGACACAAACAUAAAUACUAGGCUGUAGGCUGUUAGAGGCUACAGAGUUACAGUUAAAGUUGGUGUGACAUAAAUAUUGUUGCUGUGUUCAAACACCUACAAUAUAUUUUCUGUGCUUUGAACUCCAACGUCUUCUCUUCCUGAAUCCCCAUAAAUUAAACUGCUUGCUGUUCUUUUUAGGGACCGCCCAGGUAAAUCAAGCCUUGAACCCACAUUCAUUUUAACAUGUUUAUCGUUUAAAUUAAAGGAAUGUGGUCCUACUUUGUUCCCACUUGUUUAAUCCACAUACAGAACCUGUGCUGAGCUCACACCUACUGAUUUUCUCCUGCAUAUUUCUCUCACACCUAUUUAAAUGCCUCGCUCAGACAGCAGAGACACACACUGCAAACAACACAAAUUGGCAUAAUUUCAUAAAAGCUUGAUGAUGAAAGAUGAUUGCAAAAUCCAGUGAGACCUUGCCUCAGGGAAACUGUCAGUUUCUGUUUAGAGUCAACAUAUAAGUAACAUCAAAGCUUUUUUUCCGAGUGUAAUCAUGUUUACUUCUGAUUUCAGACGAUUGCUCAUUCUCUUCUCGUAAUUGUGCCAUUUCAGUUAAUUAACUAAAAUUGACAACCUGGGACAUGCUCUGUUUUUUGCUCAGAGCAAUAACAUCAGUGGUGAUGAGGCUGGUGUUUUUGUGCUUGCUUCAUUUUCUUUCUGAUCUCAGGGGUUAAAGUUCUCUGGCACCGUGCCAGAUUUCAGAGCAGUUUAAAUUCAUACAAUACUUAAUUUAGUACAUGGUACACAGCUUUUCAGGCUCACAAAUCUUUCUUGAUUUAAUCCCUGUGAUCUGUUUUCAUUGAUUUUAGCCUGUGGUGCUCAGCAGAUACUUUGCUAAAAGUAAGAGAUAUUGUCAGCUGCAACCUAAUGAUGGUGUCUACCCCGAUUUGAGUGACAUAAAAUCGAAUUUUUGUUAGCUUAGGAACAUUUUGUGUUUUAUGACAAAUACGGGGGAUAAC